This is a messenger RNA of Anolis sagrei ordinatus, 1094 nucleotides long. RefSeq names its product calcium channel flower domain containing 1 (gene CACFD1). The record is from RefSeq and is a predicted model, not a curated record. Gene Ontology annotation, biological process: vesicle-mediated transport. NCBI's taxonomy places the organism in Eukaryota, Metazoa, Chordata, Lepidosauria, Squamata, Anolidae. Gene Ontology annotation, cellular component: membrane.
UCCAUUGCAAUAGACUGGCAAAGCGAAGAGGCUGCCAGCUGGAUUGCAAGGAGGCCUGGGCUAUGCCUUGAGGACUAGCACCUUGGGCAGUUUGGGUCCAAAAGGAAGGAUGGGCCCCCAAGAGGAGCAGCAGCAGCAGCCUGCAGGGGAGGCAAGCCCUGAGGCCCCCCAGGAGGCCCCCGAUGAAGAUGGCAUGACCUGGUGGUACAAGUGGCUUUGCAGGCUGGCAGGGGUCAUUGGAGGCAUCUCCUGUGCCUUUUCUGGGCUCUGGAUGUGUGUCACCAUCCACCCGCUCAACGUAGCAGCCGGAGUCUGGAUGAUGUUGAACGCCUUCGUCCUCAUCCUGUGUGAGGCUCCGUUUUGCUGCCAGUUUGUUGAAUUUGCAAACGUCAUCUCAGCCAGAGCAGAUCGUCUCCGUCCGUGGCAAAAAGCAGCCUUUUAUUGUGGGAUGGCACUCUUCCCCAUUAUCCUGAGCUUGACUCUGACGACGUUGAUCGGCAACGCCAUCGCCUUCGCCACCGGAGUGCUUUACGGGCUUUCAGCACUAGGCAAAAAGGGAGACGCCAUUGCUUACGCCCGGAUGCAGCAGUUUCAGCGGAAGCCAACCGAAGCAGAUGGGAACGCUGUUGAACCCGAAGCCGUGUGAGUCCCUAUGGAAAACUAUAACUCUCCUUUCGCUCCUCUUCUCGACAUCGGGACCCUAAGACUCUCCAAACACCGAUUCCAAACUUGGGGAGUGCAGAUGGAAAACACAUCUUUCCUUGGACCUCCUCUUGAUGCCGCCUGGAAUGGCAUUGGCCUUUUCAACCUCCUGGCCCAUGUCUACAAAGACUCUGAGAUCCCUUUCCUACAGAGUGUUUUCCAGCCAGGUUUCACUCUAUACCUAUACGUUGAAUACUUGAACUGGACACAGUGUGUACGAAUCGAAAGAGGAGGUUGGGAAACAUGUCCCACUUCUCUGUGACUCUUCUAUGCUGUGGCUUUAUGACAGCAGGGUUUCAAAUAGGGCUUCUUCUUCGAUCUCAGGAUGGAUCGGGACUAUGAAGGACAUAGGAUCCUUUUACAUUACUGUGAGAUAGAUGGAUAGCUAAAUA